Cladocopium goreaui is the source of this 1167-nucleotide messenger RNA. NCBI's taxonomy places the organism in Eukaryota, Dinophyceae, Suessiales, Symbiodiniaceae. The record is from the annotation of a GenBank genome assembly.
AUGUGGCGCUGGGCGUUGCUGGCGGUCGCUGCAGCGGAUGAUGCUGUGAAGAUCGAACUCACCGAGGCUGCAGCCUCCACGGGAGCUGUUUGCUUGGAUGGAACACCUGCAGCCUAUUACCUGGAAAAAGGUAGUGGCGAUGGCAUCAAUAAGUGGUAUAUUCACCAUGAAGGAGGAGGUUGGUGCGAAUCAUUGGACGACUGCUUGGGACGUUCCAAAACCGACCUGAGAUCUUCCAAGGCAUAUCCUGAGAGGCGCACUCUCUAUGGUGGCUAUUUCUCCAGAGAUGCCAGAGAAAACCCGCUGAUGCACAAUUGGAAUAUGGUGUUUAUGACAUAUUGUGACGGUGGGAGCUUCAGUGGCAACAACCAGACAGUCACAGUCUACAAGAACCAGUCGCUCUUUUUCCGUGGCAAGCGAAUCAGAGAAGCCAUCGCGGAGGAUUUGAUGGAGAAACGUGGCAUGAAGGAGGCCACUGACCUCAUGGUCUCAGGCUGCAGUGCCGGAGGAUUGGCCACUUUCCUUCAUGCAGAUCAGUGGUGCGACAGGCUCCACGCCGACAAACCAUCGGCCAAGUGCGCAGCAUUGCCGGACAGCGGGUUCUUCAUUGACAACCAGGACCCAAGUGUGAAAUGUGCACCAUGGAGCCCCGGAUUGCUCGGAGAGACGAUCAACGGCAACUACCACUGUGGCUUGAAAUGGACCUUUUGGAUUCAGAAUGCCACUGCUGGGGUUGAGCAGAAGUGCAUUGCAGCGCAUCCGGGUCAGGAAUGGCAAUGCAUGUUUGCAGAGCAUGCUGCAGAGCACAUUGGGACGCCACUCUUCGCUUUGCAGUCGGAGUAUGAUUCCUGGCAGACCUCGCACGUGCAGGGCCCAGGCGGUGUCCGAAAGACCCAACUGCUGGGGAAGAACAUCACCCAGCGAAUUUUGACCAGUUUGCUUGGAAGGAAUCCCAAAUCUGGCGCGUUUUUGGACAGCUGCCACCACCAUUGCGCUGCCUGGAACAGCAUUCGCAUUGAUGGUGACCUCGUGUCCACUGCCGUGGAGAAAUGGUACAAUGGCCUCGACCAGAGGGACAACAAGCGCCUUUGGGAACAGAACCAGCCGUUCCCUUGUGAGGAGUGUUGCAAGCCAGACUUCCAGCAGCCAUCUCAGCUGAUUGUGUAG